UGCCCGGCGCAGCCGACAUUGCACAUUCGUACCCGUACACAUCGCACCCACACACAAACGAAAUCACACAUCGCCGCACACGCAACCCUUUCGAUUUUCAUCCACAUUUUCACCUAACAAUACUCUUACAACCCUCACUAGCGUAAAUCAAUCAGUCCACAUUCACGCUGCGCGUUGUAUGCAGGUCAUUCUGCUAUUUAUUACAUUAUACAUUACACUACCGUCUGUUUUAUGUUAAUACCCAUUACACUUUCGAUUUAGUGUCUUACUUGGUUGGCUGUUUCGAGCAUUUUUGAGUUACUACCGUGUGCCGAAGUGAACGGAGUGCGAAUUGUAAGCGCAAGUGCAUGAAAUGUGGGCACAUUUCACCUCGACCUUCUCAACUCGCCCGCGGCUCGUGUACGCAUUGCCUGGUGUUGAAGAGAACGAACGCAACACGAAUGGAAUUGAAUGAAAUUUAGAAAGUGCUACCGCUACCACACACUCUAAGAUAAGCAGAACGCGACAAGACAACGCAGUCAACAAUAACGUCCACGGCCAGUUCCACCGCGUUGCUCACUUCGUCUACGGCUCAAACAUUUGCAAAUCAGCAAAAUGAUAACUUUAUAAUGAAUAAACCGCAAUACUUUCCAAACAAGUAUUAAUAAUUUGUGUAAAAGUGUCUCAAGUGUAAAUGUAUCUCAGUGAAUACGCGUGGAAAAUGGGUGCAAAACGGCCGAUCGCAGUAACACGUUCUCUCCUCUGCCAGCGUUGGUCCUUUCCGUUUCCAAUCUUCUGCUAUCUGGGCCUGAUGCUCACCUUCUGGCUGCUAUCGGUACCUCUUAAACCACAUAUUCGAAUUCGGAUCCCGAAUGAUUCUCCGAUGGAUAUUCGACUAGGCGCUGAAGAUACUUUUGAGAUUCGAUUGAAGAAUAGCAAUUUCAAUUCGGAUUAAUAAUAAAACCCGAGUGGAGGCGGUGAUGAAAAGAACGCGGAUCCGAUGAAUGAUCCGAGGAAUGAGUAUUUGAUUAACGUGGAUAAUAAAGAGAACUUGCAUAAAGAUCAGGCGGAAAUUCUGGAGGAAGUUUUUCGAAAAGCGGAUAAAGACAAAAACAAUAAGUUGGAUUCGCGUGAGUUGGCUGAAUGGAUUCGGAGAAAAAUCGUCGAGCAUAUUUCUUGGGCGGUGAGCAAUAAUUAUGGCCUUUUUACGCUGAUUGAUAGGAACCCCCGUAAUGGCGUCGUCACCUGGAAGGAAUAUCAUGCGUACUUUUUGAAAAAGCGCGGUUUUAGCCGGAAGUAUGUCAAGCACCAUGAUGAAAAACGACACAAGGGAUUAGAAAGGUCAUUAAAAGAGCAAAUAAUGAGAGAUAAAGCUUCGUGGAUGGAAGCAGCACGUUCCAAUCCAGAUGCUCUCACUUUGGACGAGUUUUUGGCAUUCACUCACCCUGAAUCUAGCGCUACAAAUCAUUUGGCUUUGGUGGAUGAGCUCUAUGACAAAUUUGACAGAGAUGGCGAUGAAUUACUAACGGAAGACGAAUUUGCCAUUCUUCAAACUGAAGGUGCUGAAGAUGAAACAGUUGUAAUCCGUCAAGAUGAAAACGAACGCCGCGCGGAGUUUCGUAAAAACGUCGAUUUAAAUGGCGAUGGAAGAGCUGACCGCCGUGAAUUGCUUCGUUAUGUUGCUCCGCAGAGUCCACGACAUAGUGAACAUGAAGCUGAAGCUCUCCUGGCUCUUGCUGAUAACGAUCAGGACAACAUGCUCUCUUUAGACGAAAUACUCUCGCACCCGAAUCUGUUCCUCAAAUCCAAGAUGGUGGACACCGCGCGAAGCUUCCACGAUGAAUUUUAGCAAAUACUCUCGAUCACCGUCCUCUCCACGUUCACCCAACCCGAGGAGCUCUGACCCAUGGAGCUCCCAAGUUGAGCGCGUGCGUGAUACUUGUUUAUCUUUUAAAUAAACUUGAAUUAAACUAAGGUACUACUAUAACGUACUAAUCUAUGUGAAUACGUUAGAAGCACCUUGUCAAUAUGGAAUUAUUUUCUUGCACAUUAGGGACGACUAUCAAUUAUUACACUAAACGUCACGAUGAGAUUUUAUUUAUAAGGCAAACGAAAAGACUGCUAAUUUUAUUAAUUAAUUGUAAUGUUAUUUAUAUAAGUAUAAUGUACAUAAAGAUGGUUCAUGUUUUAAUGAAGUACGCAAUCGAUUGUUAGUAGAAGGUAAUUUGAAGUUAUUGGAAGCUGGAUAAUGUGUUGUAGGAUGACAUUCAGAAUAAAAUUACUUAGAGCACUUCUAAA
Molecule: messenger RNA, 2277 nt
Organism: Dalotia coriaria
Lineage: Eukaryota; Metazoa; Arthropoda; Insecta; Coleoptera; Staphylinidae
Gene: myd
Product: stromal cell derived factor mayday
Biological process (GO): calcium-ion regulated exocytosis
Cellular component (GO): endoplasmic reticulum
Molecular function (GO): calcium ion binding
Source: RefSeq, a predicted model, not a curated record